Molecule: messenger RNA, 954 nt
Organism: Rhagoletis zephyria (snowberry fruit fly)
Lineage: Eukaryota; Metazoa; Arthropoda; Insecta; Diptera; Tephritidae
Source: RefSeq, a predicted model, not a curated record
AUGAGAAAGCCUAUAGAAAUUCGCUUAGCUAAAGCAAAACAUGCAAGCUUGCAGUGUGGCCAAACCUCUCGUUUCAAGCGCACUGUCAUUCGAAGUCCCAGCCAAUCACUCUCAACUUCCUCAUGCCAAUACACGAUUCGACGUUAUAGCAACAAUGUUUGCCAAUUACUCGUACAAUUUCAACGUUUUGAGUUGCCACAACCGACAGCGGACUCCAUUACGAACACCUUGACAUGCACAGACUCUUUUACAGCUGGCCGUUUUACCUUAUGUGGCGACAAUACCGGUCAACACAUUUACUUGCCAUUCACUGCGGAUGCCACAGUACUAGAUUUUAAUAUUCUAUCGCGUUCGACACAAACCGCUUGGCAUUUGAUUGUGGAGCAACUGGAGUGUCCACCUUCGCAUAGUCACCUAGCUGACGGGUUACCGCCACUCAUCGGCGGCGUGGUGAAUAAUCUGCUGGACUGGCGUAACCUGUUUUCGCGAUUUAUCAAUGAUUUAGAGUUGCUGGCACCCGCUGGCUGUGAUCAAUACUACACUAAGCCAGAAGGAGUCAUUAGCAGCUUCAAUUUCCGCGAUGGCAUAAAUACUUACUACAUGUCCAAUCUGAAGUAUACGAUUUGUAUUAAGGCCGCUACGGGUGCCAAAGAUAUUGAGUAUACUGUGAAAAAGUUUUCGCUGUCGUUCGAGUUGCCUAACGAAUACUACAACGAUGCCUGUCGUCCGCCCAUUGCCACGGAAGGACGUCAAAGCGAUUAUCUUAUGUUACCUAAUUCAAACUUUGCGGAUAAUACAGCACGUCAACCAACCUACUUUUGUGGUCAAGGGCUGGCAGCCGGACAAGUUUUAUUGGGCUCUGGACCCUUUGUGUUGUAUUUCUCUAGCGAUGAACAAUGGAGUCCCAUAGAAACUGGUUUCAGCAUUGAAUAUCGCAUUAAAGCUUUAAGCUAA